UUACAAGGCGAGACACAAAUUACCGGGAAGCCAUCAGCUCGGAAGAACGUCUCUCCAUUUGUCUGAGGUAUCUAUCAACAGGAGACUCAUUCCGAUCAAUAGCUUUCAGUUACAGGGUGGGUUACUGCACAGUGGCAAGAAUUGUAAAAGAUGUGUGUGAGGCAAUAUGGUCUGGCAUGGUCCAGGAAUACAUGCCUUUCCCUGAACAACACCACUGGAAGAGGAUCGCUGAAGACUUCCAUAGGCUAUGGAACUUCCCCAACUGCCUGGGAGCAAUUGAUGGGAAGCAUGUUGCAAUACAGGCCCCAUCAUCAACAGGGUCCAUGUAUUACAAUUACAAAGGGAGCUUCUCCAUCGUCCUCCUAGCAGUAGUUGAUGCCAGGUACCUUUUCCGGAUGGUGGAUGUGGGGGCAUAUGGGAAAAGCAGUGAUGGUGGGACCCUCUGUGCCUCUGACUUUGGUAAGGCCCUCCACCAGGGGACCCUUGACCUGCCAGAGGAUGCACCUUUACCAGGAGCAGAAGACCUCCAACCUGUGCCACAUGUAUUUGUGGGUGAUGAGGCUUUUCCUCUGAAGAAGAACCUUCUCCGACCCUAUCCAGGAAAACACCUUGACAGGGAGAAGCGUGUGUUCAAUUACCGUCUUUCCCGUGCAAGGAGGAUGGUAGAGUGCACAUUUGGGAUCCUUGCUGCUCAAUGGAGACUCUACCACAGAGUGCUUGGUGUUUCACCAAAAGUUGCUGAUGCAGUGGUGAAGGCCACUUGCAUCCUUCACAAUUUCCUUCGCUUUGAGGAUGCUGGUGAAGAGGAAGGAAGUUGUCCCCCCCCUGCCAUUAGAGCAGCAGCUUGCUAUGCAGCCCAUCCAGCGAGUAGGCAGCAACAACGCCUCUAGGGAAGCACUAGAAAUUAGACAGAGGUACACCACCUACUUCUCUUCUCCUGCAGGUGAAGUUGCAUGGCAGCAUUCUGUCAUCUAAUGCCUUGUAAUGACUCCCACUACCAUCAAGACAACCUUUAGCAUGAAUAUCAGGACCACUACCAUCAGUAACAUCAACAUCAGGACCACCACCAGUAGUAUCAAGAAAGGCUCUUUUAAGAGCCACCCAAAACCUUAGAAAAUGAGCAUAUUUCCAUUUUUGCUUUCACCAGCAAGCUAUACAUUGCAACAAAAAUAAAACAC
Messenger RNA from Sinocyclocheilus anshuiensis, 1178 nucleotides. RefSeq lists its product as uncharacterized. The transcript is spliced from 2 exons. The record is from RefSeq and is a predicted model, not a curated record. Bases 177 to 890 code for a protein of 237 amino acids. Lineage: Eukaryota; Metazoa; Chordata; Actinopteri; Cypriniformes; Cyprinidae.